UCCACGAUGCCCACGUACGAGCUAUCGGUUAUCUUGCGCCAAAUGUCUAGGCCCGACAUGGUUUCCACCCUGAAACGGACCGCGACAGCUAUUUUUGACAAAGGAGGCGUUAUUCGCAAGCUGGACAACUUGGGUACCAAACCAUUGCCAUUCAAGACCAGUGCGCACGGUGUGGUACAUCGGACGGGAUCAUAUUUUGUGUUCAAGUUUGACACACCUCCCGCCGCUAUCGACGACCUGGAUGAAGAGUAUGGGCGCGAUGUGGACAUAAUCCGGAAGCGUAUCUAUCGGGCGGAUGUUUCACAACAGGAAGAUAUUACCUGCACGCUGCACGAAGAGAUGCUACCACCGGCGUACCGCAAGGAUGUGCAGAAGAUGAUUGCGAUGGCCGACCGUAAUAAGACUAAGAAGGUGUUCCAGUACAACACGGGAUUGGAUUACUAUCCUUUCCAGAAGUAAUG
Molecule: messenger RNA, 461 nt
Organism: Anopheles maculipalpis
Lineage: Eukaryota; Metazoa; Arthropoda; Insecta; Diptera; Culicidae
Gene: mRpS6
Product: probable 28S ribosomal protein S6, mitochondrial
Exons: 2
Coding region: 7-459 (150 amino acids)
Biological process (GO): translation
Cellular component (GO): mitochondrial small ribosomal subunit; ribosome
Molecular function (GO): small ribosomal subunit rRNA binding; structural constituent of ribosome
Source: RefSeq, a predicted model, not a curated record